AUGGUGCAGCCCCUCCUCCUCACCUCUGUCUCACCUCUGUCUCACCUCUGUCUCACCUCUGUCUCACCUCCUCCUCACCUCUGUCUCACCUCUGUCUCACCUCCUCCUCCCUCACCUCUGUCUCACCUCUGCCUCACCUCUGUCUCACCUCUGUCUCACCUCUGUCUCACCUCCUCCUCACCUCUGCCUCACCUCUGCCUCACCUCUGUCUCACCUCUGUCUCACCUCUGUCUCACCUCUGUCUCACCUCUGUCUCACCUCCUCCUCACCUCUGUAUCACCUCCUCCUCACCUCUGUCUCACCUCUGUCUCACCUCUGUCUCACCUCUGUCUCACCUCUGCCUCACCUCUGUCUCACCUCUGUCUCACCUCCUCCUCACCUCUGUCUCACCUCUGUCUCACCUCCUCCUCACCUCUGUCUCACCUCUGUCUCACCUCUGCCUCACCUCUGUCUCACCUCCUCCUCACCUCUGUCUCACCUCCUCCUCACCUCUGUCUCACCUCUGUCUCACCUCUGUCUCACCUCUGCCUCACCUCUGCCUCACCUCUGUCUCACCUCUGUCUCACCUCUGUCUCACCUCUGUCUCACCUUUGUCUCACCUCUGUCUCACCUCUGUCUCACCUCCUCCUCACCUCUGUCUCACCUCUGUCUCACCUCCUCCUCACCUCUGUCUCACCUCUGUCUCACCUCUGUCUCACCUCUGUCUCACCUCUGUCUCACCUCUGUCUCACCUCUGUCUCACCUCUGUCUCACCUUUGUCUCACCUCUGUCUCACCUCUGUCUCACCUCUGUCUCACCUCUGUCUCACCUCUGCCUCACCUCUGUCUCACCGCUGUCUCACCUCUGCCUCACCUCUGUCUCACCGCUGCCUCACCUCUGCCUCACCUCUGUCUCACCUCUGUCUCACCUCUGUCUCACCUCUGUCUCACCUCUGUCUCACCUCCUCCUCACCUCUGUCUCACCUCUGUCUCACCUCUGUCUCACCUCUGUCUCACCUCCUCCUCACCUCUGUCUCACCUCUGCCUCACCUCUGUCUCACCUCUGUCUCACCUCUGUCUCACCUCCUCCUCACCUCUGCCUCACCUCCUCCUCACCUCUGCCUCACCUCUGCCUCACCUCUGUCUCACCUCUGUCUCACCUCUGUCUCACCUCUGUCUCACCUCUGUCUCACCUCCUCCUCACCUCUGUAUCACCUCCUCCUCACCUCUGUCUCACCUCUGUCUCACCUCUGUCUCACCUCUGCCUCACCUCUGUCUCACCUCUGUCUCACCUCCUCCUCACCUCUGUCUCACCUCUGUCUCACCUCCUCCUCACCUCUGUCUCACCUCUGUCUCACCUCUGCCUCACCUCUGUCUCACCUCCUCCUCACCUCUGUCUCACCUCCUCCUCACCUCUGUCUCACCUCUGUCUCACCUCUGCCUCACCUCUGCCUCACCUCUGUCUCACCUCUGUCUCACCUCUGUCUCACCUCUGUCUCACCUCUGUCUCACCUUUGUCUCACCUCUGUCUCACCUCUGUCUCACCUCCUCCUCACCUCUGUCUCACCUCUGUCUCACCUCCUCCUCACCUCUGUCUCACCUCUGUCUCACCUCUGUCUCACCUCUGCCUCACCUCUGUCUCACCUCUGUCUCACCUCUGCCUCACCUCUGUCUCACCGCUGUCUCACCUCUGCCUCACCUCUGUCUCACCUCUGUCUCACCUCUGUCUCACCUCUGUCUCACCUCUGUCUCACCUCUGCCUCACCUCUGUCUCACCGCUGUCUCACCUCUGUCUCACCUCUGUCUCACCUCUGUCUCACCUCUGUCUCACCUCUGUCUCACCUCUGUCUCACCUCUGUCUCACCUUUGUCUCACCUCUGCCUCACCUCUGUCUCACCUCUGUCUCACCUCUGUCUCACCUCUGUCUCACCUCUGUCUCACCUCUGUCUCACCUCUGUCUCACCUCCUCCUCCACGGCCCCCUCCUCACCGCACUCCUCCUUCUUCUCUCCACAGAUGAGCUCACAGUGCCCGCUCUGUACCCCAGCAGCCCCGACGUGUGGGCCUCAUACCCGCUGUACCCGGCCGAGCUGUCCCCGGCCCUCCCUCCUGCUUUCACCUACCCCUCCUCGCUCCACGCCCAGAUCCGCUGGCUCCCUCCUGCAGAUGGAACUCCUCAGGGAUGGAAGUCCAGGCAGUUCUGCUGA
This is a messenger RNA of Knipowitschia caucasica, 2184 nucleotides long. NCBI's taxonomy places the organism in Eukaryota, Metazoa, Chordata, Actinopteri, Gobiiformes, Gobiidae. The record is from the annotation of a GenBank genome assembly.